Messenger RNA from Aspergillus alliaceus, 1590 nucleotides. Its product is annotated as carboxylesterase family protein. NCBI's taxonomy places the organism in Eukaryota, Fungi, Ascomycota, Eurotiomycetes, Eurotiales, Aspergillaceae. The transcript is spliced from 6 exons. Bases 1 to 1590 code for a protein of 529 amino acids. The record is from RefSeq and is a predicted model, not a curated record.
AUGAAGACUAUACAUUGUUUAACAGUUCUCGGUCUCUUCCAUGCUGUUCUCGGCGCAUUGGCGGGAGUUACAGCCCAAACCCGGCAAGGGACGAUAUACGGCGUCGAAGUACAUGACAAGGUAGAUGCGUUCCUUGGAAUACCAUACGCCAAGCCACCUAUAGGGGACCUUAGGUUUCGACCACCCGAGCCGCUAGAGGACACCCAUGAUUUGUCCGCUGUCCGCAACGCUACCCAGUUCGGGCCCGUUUGUUAUCAGUUUCGGUAUCGGAAUGUGUUGGGAGAUAACGUCGCGCCGACUACCCCCGAGUCGGAGGACUGUUUGACGCUGAAUAUCUUUACGCCGCGACCACGCUCCCCCUCGAAAUUGCUGCCAGUCUUGGUCUGGUUAUAUGGGGGUGCAUUUAAUGAAGGAGGCACGAGUGCCCCAUUAUUUGACCCCACGGGUCUCGUUGCGAACCAGCCUGGACUUAUCGUUGUUACCUUAAAGUCUGUACUCCUCUCCCUAGCAUGGUGUUUCUCCCUUGGGCGUAUUCAGAUUAUUUACAUUGCUGGCAGUUAUCGUCUUAACGUGUUCGGGUUUCCAAACUCACCUGCAAUACCCAUCAACCAGCAGAAUCUCGGUAUUCGAGACCAGCGAGCUGCAUUGGAAUGGUUGCGAGAGAACCUUGCUUCAUUUGGUGGAGAUCCAACAAGAAUAACACUCGGGGGUCAAUCUGCAGGCGCAGACUCUGCCGCACUACUGACUUACGCCUUCAAGCACGAUCCCAUCGUACAAGGUCUCAUCUUGCAGAGCGGCAUUCCUGAGUACAUCGGCCCCCAGGACGAUACUGUGCUCAUCCGUGUGGCAGAGAGCGUGGGCUGCAGGGAUGCUGCAAAUAGAGCCAACGAAUUGGAUUGCAUGAAAUUGGUUCCAGCAAAAGACUUGCACAAUGCACUCUCAAAUGUAACGUUAAAUCCAUUCGGUACGACCGGAGGCGCCCCGAUGGUCGACAAUAUAACCCUCCACUCAGCCGAAGAAUACGUACGACUUGGAUCGACUGGGUCGUUUGCAAAGGUGCCUGUUUUGAUGGGCAUCACUGACAAUGAAGGCGAUGGGGCCCUGAAUUGGUCUAACAAAGGGAUCAACAAGACCCUUUCGAACAUCCUCACAACCACAUAUUUCAACUGCCCUAUGGCCCAGGAAGCCCUAUUCCGGACAAAGCAUCAGGUUCCAGUAUGGCGCUAUCGCUACAUGGCUGUCUUCCCAACCGUGACUUUCUUUCCAUGGUUAGGGUCUUACCAUCAAGCGGAUAUCGCACUUGCGCUAGGCUCGUACAGGCAUCUGAAGCCUCACAAGGAGCCGCAAUGGAACGAAGUGGCAGCCAGUGAUUACCUUCAAGCUGCGUGGGCAGCAUUCAUUGAGUCUCCGAGCGAUGGAUUGUCGAGAAAGAUGGGCUGGCCGCUCUAUAACCCAAACAACGCUACCCUGGUCGAACUUUUCGCCAAUAACUCUCCAUCUGCCCGGUUCCGGGAUCCGGCCCAUUUUGAUACGGUUUGCUCAAAUCCGCCUGCAAUCCCGUCUGAUAUAUGGUCUCAGGAUCCUGUAUGA